AUGGAACGGGGAGGGACGCCUUCCCUCAGCAGACCCCCGCCAUCCCGGGGCGGGGCGGGGGGCGGGCGAUGGUUGGUGUCCAAGGAAACCGAGCGCACGCCGAGCCCGCCUCCUUCCCGCCGGGCCGCCGCCGCCAUGAUGAUGCUGGGCCGCGGGCUGGACGCCAGGGACAAUCAAACUAGACAAAUACAAGAUGCUGUUUCAAAUGUGGAAAAACAUUUUGGCGAAUUGUGCCAAAUAUUUGCUGGAUAUGUACGUAAAACUGCCAGACUACGAGACAAAGCAGAUCUUCUAGUAAAUGAAAUAUAUGCAUAUGCAGCCACAGAGACACCAAACUUAAAAGUUGGACUGAAAAACUUUGCAGAUGAAUUUUCCAGACUUCAGGAUUAUCGCCAGGCAGAGGUUGACAGGCUUGAAGCCAAAGUUGUUGAACCUCUGAAAAGUUAUGGGACUAUAGUGAAACUGAAAAGGGACGAUCUUAAAGCAACUUUAACAGCAAAGAAUCGAGAAGCCAAGCAAUUAUCUCAGCUGGAAAAGACACGUCAGCGGAAUCCAUCGGAUCGACACAUUAUUGCUGAAAGUGAAUUGCAAAGAGCUUCACUGGAUGCAACACGAACAACCCGGCAAUUAGAGGAAACCAUUGAUAAUUUUGAGAAGCAGAAAAUAAAGGACAUAAAAAACAUAUUUUCUGAAUUUAUAACUAUUGAAAUGUUAUUCCAUGGGAAAGCUUUAGAGAUUUAUACUGCUGCCUACCAAAAUAUCCAAAACAUUGAUGAAAAUGAAGAUUUAGAGGUUUUUCGGAGUUCACUUUAUCCACCAGACUAUCAGUCUCGCUUAGACAUAGUUCGUGCAAAUUCCAAGUCCCCCCUGCAAAGAACUGGCUCCUUAAAAUCUUCACUGAAGACAGUACAGAUUUCUAGCAGUACCACAAGGAAAAAUGAAGAGGAAGAAGAAGAGGAGGAAGAUGAAGAAGAGGAGGAAGAAAUAUAGAUGCUAAGAACGAAGAGACAUAACUAAACUGUUAUGUCUGAGUGUCUUAAUUGAAUGGCCAAUACAAAAGACAUCUUCUUACAUAAAGGUAUUUAUGUACUAAUCAAGAACUUCACUGUGGUUGUAUUUUUAAAAAUUGCAACAGGAGUGAGAGUUAGUACUAAUGGUAAAGUGUACAGACAACAAAUGAUGUUUCAAAGAAUGGAAUGUUAACUUGGUGAAAGUGGGCAGUUACAGUAGCUAGAAAAUGAAAAAUUUAAAUAUAACCCUGUAUUAAACAGGCUCAGAUGUUCUAA
Molecule: messenger RNA, 1286 nt
Organism: Lagopus muta (rock ptarmigan)
Lineage: Eukaryota; Metazoa; Chordata; Aves; Galliformes; Phasianidae
Gene: CIBAR1
Product: CBY1 interacting BAR domain containing 1
Exons: 8
Coding region: 1-990 (329 amino acids)
Biological process (GO): cilium assembly
Cellular component (GO): ciliary basal body; ciliary transition zone
Source: RefSeq, a predicted model, not a curated record